CGCGGCCGUCAAUCUGUGAAAAGAUAUUUCAGCGUGAACAUGACUUGUCUCGGAUCAUUGAAACUCAAACGUCGGAGUUAAUUGAUGCGGAGUCGGAGUGAUGUAGUACGAGUAGUGUUGCGAUUUCUUGUAAUAUCGUGUAAGAAUGUCGAGUGAAGGAGAGGUGGAGGGUAGUAGUGAAGUAGGUAAUGGGGGCCGGAAGGCUUUGCGGACGCCGAAGUGCGCGCGGUGUCGUAACCACGGGGUGAUCUCCUGCCUGAAGGGGCACAAGAGGCUGUGCCGCUGGCGCGACUGCCGCUGCCCUGGCUGCUUGCUGGUGCUGGAGCGGCAACGGGUUAUGGCUGCACAGGUGGCUCUGCGCCGGCAGCAAGGCGCGAGCGGCGCCGAGCCGGGCGACAGCGAGGCCGCAGCUUUGGCGGCGCGCAAGAGGGCUUACCGCGCCAGGCUCCGCUGCGUGCAGAUGGCCAGAACUUAUCCACCUAUCUACGAGAAUCUGAGGCUAGUCAGCCACGACCCAGCGUGGAGCGAGCGGGUGCGCCGGCGCAGGGCGUUCGCGGACGCAGAGUUAGAACGCGGCGCGCCCGCCCAGCCUGCCGCCGCCUUCUGCCGGCACCUGCUGGCGGCGCUGCUCACCAACUACGCGCCCGUGCCCUCGCAGCCGCAGCGGCAGAAAAUAUCCUUCUCCAUCGAAUCCAUCAUUGGCGUUCAGUCCAAUUAAUAAAGCGUACUUGGAGGUUGGAGGAUGCUGAAAACACUCGCUCUCCGUUUUAUAGAUGCUGUCAGUAAUGCGUAUUACAGCAGGUUGAGGUAUCUAACUAAGGUUAAUAAUAUUCUAAACAAAUGGAUUGGAAUUUAAACUUUCAAGAAUUAAAUAACUCAAAAAUAAAAUCAAAGCCCGUGAUUGGUUCAACAUUUAAAUUCAACCGAUCACUGCUAACUUGAAUAUCUAAAUCGAUUUUUUAGCUGCAUUUUAGCAUACUGUACAGCCACAUACAUACCAUCAUUGGUUUCAGAAGUGCGAAUUAGAUUACAUGACAAGUGGACUUCAGCUGAUUUUAGUUUCUAUGAUCUCGAUACUUAAAAGUACAGAAGGCCAAAGAAAACAAACAAGUAUUCGAACAAUGAGUGCUUUAUUAACGAUGCUUUUUUAAGAAUGUCUAUUGUGAGGUCUGUAUGUUACAACCGAAACUUAAAUGUUAACUCACUAAGUUUUAUACCAUUAUGUUAAGAGUCAGUCGCCUAAGACAUCUGCAUACUGUAACAUGUAAUUGAUGUCUAACAGUUGAAACUGUGAGUACAGAAAUAUGAUUGUGAGAGAGUACCGUCAACAAUACAACAAACUGAUGAUUUUCUGUUGAGCAGCCAUUAGUUCUUCACUUACUAGUAUUACAAAUCUAAGCUUGGUAUACCGUUGGCCGUACUAUACAAUAAUAAUAUUUAUGUAUAUCUAUCUGAAGUACUUGUAGUUAUGUAAUGUUUUUCUUAUUAACUUUCAAUAUGUGAUAUCAUCUUCAGUAAGAAACGUUUAAAAAAAUCUGUACUCAACUUGUAUAGGAAUAGUGGUUAUCAAAUUGUUACAAUUAGACAACAAUUUAUUUCAUGAUCAUAAAGACAGUAAUUUAUUAAUACUAACUUCACCAAUACAUUUAUAAAAAAUGGAGUGAUUUGUAAAUACCUACAACUGGAUUUGUUUGUGAAUUAGGUAAUUAGGAUAUAAUACAUAGUAUCAUAAAAUAUGGUAUAUAAUAAAUAUCUAUAACUAUAAAAUAAAUGUUAAAUAAUCGAUUCGUCGAAAAACAAUCAACUUUUUUCUUCUUUUUUUUCUUCUAGAGUAUUAAUUUUAUGGCAACAAAUUGUUUUAAGUAAAUCAUAAUCAACUUUUAGUUGAGAUUUACAAAGUGUCGGUGCUUUAAAUUACAUUAAACACGUUUUUUGUGUGCGAUAACAAAGUUUUUUUCUUUUUCUACAUAUUAAUGCAAGAAGUAACCGAAUAAACGCACCACUGGGCAUGUAUAUUUAUUAAUUUGACUAUUAACAGAAAUUUAAAUGCCUUAAGUUUUUCUAUUACAACGAAGCUGAUAAAUAUUGAUAUUAAUAUUUGGCAGUAAACAUACAUACAUAG
This is a messenger RNA of Ostrinia nubilalis (European corn borer), 2122 nucleotides long. RefSeq names its product doublesex- and mab-3-related transcription factor 2 (gene dmrt11E). Gene Ontology annotation, cellular component: nucleus. The transcript is spliced from 3 exons. Gene Ontology annotation, molecular function: RNA polymerase II cis-regulatory region sequence-specific DNA binding; DNA-binding transcription factor activity, RNA polymerase II-specific. The record is from RefSeq and is a predicted model, not a curated record. Lineage: Eukaryota; Metazoa; Arthropoda; Insecta; Lepidoptera; Crambidae. Gene Ontology annotation, biological process: sex differentiation; regulation of transcription by RNA polymerase II. The coding region runs from base 146 to 718 and encodes 190 amino acids.